This is a messenger RNA of Castor canadensis (American beaver), 575 nucleotides long. NCBI's taxonomy places the organism in Eukaryota, Metazoa, Chordata, Mammalia, Rodentia, Castoridae. The record is from RefSeq and is a predicted model, not a curated record.
AUGGUGACUGGGGCCGUCAGCUGCCGGGAGCUCCCGUUCUACACCGACCACACCCACAUUGGCCACCUCCCAAAGGAGCUGAGGAACCCAGCCAGCAGUGUGGCAAGGUACAAAGACUACCGGGAGCCACCCUGGUCGCAGAACAAGUAUGACAUUUCCAAGGACUUCUGGGCUGUCCUGGCCGCCCGACUGGCAUUUGUCAUCGUCUUCCAGAACCUGGUGAUGUUCAUGAGCGACUUCGUGGACUGGGUCAUCCCGGACAUCCCCAAGGACAUCAGCCAGCAGAUCCACAAGGAGAAGGUGCUCAUGGUGGAGCUAUUCAUGCGUGAGGAGCAGGGCAAGCAGCAGCUGCUGGACACGUGGAUGGAGAAGGAGUGUCAGAGCAGCGAGCUCUGCAACAACCACAACACCAAGGCCCGCCCAGAGGCCAGCGACGGCCACCCGGCCCCCGUCUACGAGUACCACGGGGGGGCGCUGUAGCUGCGGGGAGGGCUUGCUGACCACCGAUGGCACCCUCUCUGGGGCAGGUGCUUCUCGCCCCGCAGGACCCAGUGGAUCCUGUGUUUUCUGCAAAC